AUGCAGCAUCAUCCGCAGCACCAGCAACAGGGUCCGCCGCCUUCCCAACACCUGCAACACUCGCGACCCCCGAGUAUCGUUCACCAGCAGCAUCAGGCCCAGGCACACCCACCGCCGCAACAACACCAAAGCGCGUACUCGUCGCAACACUCGCUUCCUCAAGCAUACCAGACCGGCGGCCAGGCUACCAGUAACCAAGACAGCCUCAACUACUACAAUCACCCGAGCCCCUACAGUACUCCCGGUGCCACCAGCGGAUAUACAUCCGCAGACACCUCCGAUAUGAUGGCCGCAGCCCAAAUGCCGAGACCCCCCUACCCUCCCAUGUCCUAUCAUACACCGCAGUCCAACUCUCCAGCAUCCGUCGCCUCACCUUCCCAGCAUGACCAGCACAGGAGCAUUUACGGCCAGCCGCCGCAGCAGCACAUGCAGCAGUCAAUGUACUACCCUCAGAGCCAGUACCAGCCCAUGCCCCCUCAGGCGACCGCGUCUCCCUACGCGCAGCAUGCGCCUCACCCACAGCAGUCUAUGACAUCUCAGCCCAACAUGAUGAUGUCGCAGACGGCUCCUCAGAACCAGAUGAGCCAGCACGCCGCCCAGCACGCCGCUCAGCAACACGCGCAUGCUGGCAUGACCGGUAGCCCCCGACCCAAGAUCGAACCCCAGGUCCCUCUUCAACUCCAGAAGCCUCAGUCCUCGCCCAUGCCCCAAGCUCAUCACCCCCAGAACGGCGCUCAACUCCAGAGCCCUGGAAACGCCGCUCCUGGUGUCAAUCCCAAUGCGGCUCCCGGGCCCAUCCCCGCGACGACCCCGCUUGUGGUCCGACAGGACGGCAACGGUGUGCAGUGGAUUGCUUUCGAGUACUCCAGGGACCGAGUUAAGAUGGAGUACACCAUUCGCUGCGAUGUCGAGUCGGUCAACACUGAUGAGCUCUCUCCCGAGUUCAAGCAGGAGAACUGCGUCUAUCCCCGAGCCUGCUGCCCCAAGGAGCAAUACCGCGGAAACCGCCUCAUGUAUGAGACCGACUGCAACCGAGUUGGAUGGGCGCUCGCACAGCUCAAUAUUCCCCUCCGAGGCAAGCGCGGACUCAUCCAGCGAGCCGUAGACAGCUGGCGCAACAGCAACCAGGACCCUCGACUUCGAAGUCGACGAGUGCGACGAAUGGCCAAGAUGAACAACCGAAAGCAGGUCCAGGCAUCGCCGCACCCCGGCGCUGCCCACAUGCCCGGCCCCAGCGGACCAUCAGGGAUGCCCGGCGCAGGCCCUAUGGGACCUGGCCCAACCAUGGGCAAGCCCGGCCUCGGUAGCAUGGGACAGCCUAUGCACCACCACCACCCCGGAGGACACCCCGACGGCACUGGCCAGGGUGGAGACGAAGUUGCACGGGUCGACAUCGCUUACUGCACCGCCAUCUAUACAGCAUGCCGCAGUGGCACGAGGGGUCACCAGGAACUCUUUUUUAUUGGCACAGUUCUGUACAUUACUAUAAAGUCGCACACAGUUGCUGCUGCUGUUAGUUGUUUGCUUUGCUACUGGGUUUGCGCGACUCCUAGACGAGUUCAAUUUGCCUUAUGGCUCAUUAAGUUGCAUUACUGUUGGCCACGAGGCGAUGGCGAUUCUUACGAGCACCAUCACCACCAGCCUCCAACUGCUCAAACUCCCACUGUUGCGAGUGACGAUGUGAGACCGACUCACGUGUUCACCGGAUACAAUAACCAAUCUUAUGCUGGUGGACAAAUGUCUCACAUGGCUACCCAUGCUACUAGUGCCGUGUCUACUAAGCGCCACAGCCGAUCCACUGGUGAUGAGCCCGAUGAUCUCUUCCCCGAUAUCCCUGAAGCCAAGAAGCGCAAGUUCAUCCUUGUCGAGGACAAUGUGCGUGGCUCCCGCCUCCGUGUGCGAGUCACCCUCGAGGGUGUCGACACCAACGAGAUUCCCGAUAGUUUCCGCAAGGGAGCCAGUGUGUACCCACGCAGCUACUUCCCGCGUGAGAUGCAAAGCCCUCCCCCAAGCGCCACGGGAUCGCGCUUCUUUGGCGAGGACCAAGACGACGACGGCAUCGAGGAGACUGAAGGCCGAGAUGCUGGCCGCCGUGGCGGUAACCGAAAUGGCAAGCAGAUGGUCAAGGUCCCCAUGGGUGAGGCCCAGGGCGAAAUUGCCAUUCCUCGCAUGAUGAAAACCACCCGUGGCAAGGAGGUGCGACUGAAUGACCUCGGAUACCGCAUGGCUUGGCUCCAGAGCCGAGUCUUUGCUGGUAGGACUGUGUUCCUCCAGCGUGCCUUGGACUGCUACCGCAACAAGACGCGUGCCGCUAUUGAGAGCAUCAUGCAGGAUGUCAAGACUGUCGCGCCUCACUUUGAGACCCGAGUUGGAAAGCGACGCUGGAACGCUCGGAUCCACCGUGGAGAGAAGAAGGACGACGAGUAA
Messenger RNA from Ilyonectria robusta, 2427 nucleotides. RefSeq lists its product as uncharacterized. The coding region runs from base 1 to 2427 and encodes 808 amino acids. Lineage: Eukaryota; Fungi; Ascomycota; Sordariomycetes; Hypocreales; Nectriaceae. The record is from RefSeq and is a predicted model, not a curated record. The transcript is spliced from 5 exons.